Fopius arisanus is the source of this 1020-nucleotide messenger RNA. Its product is annotated as adenylate kinase isoenzyme 1-like. The transcript is spliced from 2 exons. The coding region runs from base 105 to 830 and encodes 241 amino acids. Gene Ontology annotation, cellular component: cytoplasm. Gene Ontology annotation, molecular function: ATP binding; AMP kinase activity; nucleoside diphosphate kinase activity. NCBI's taxonomy places the organism in Eukaryota, Metazoa, Arthropoda, Insecta, Hymenoptera, Braconidae. The record is from RefSeq and is a predicted model, not a curated record. Gene Ontology annotation, biological process: nucleobase-containing compound metabolic process.
UCGAGGAAAUUGAGGCCCGAGACGAAGUUGUUCCAGGAUACCAUGAUAACGUUGUCAAUUCCACUUUAAUUGAUUCCGAGAAAGCGAAAUUGCGGUAAUUAGUGAUGGGCAAUCGUUUAACUUCACCAAAGGGCUCCUGUGCUCCGAUCGAUGAGAAUCCUUUGAGGAACUCGAGACUUCCCAUCAUCUUCAUCCUUGGAGGACCAGGAGCUGGUAAAGGUGAGCUCCAUCCUGUCGGCGAGAAUAGCAAGGGUGAAACGAUUUAUUCCACAUAUUGGCUGCCCCAUGGGACACAAUGCGAACGACUAGCGCGAAAAUAUGGCUAUCUCCAUAUAUCGAGUGGUGAACUUUUGCGAGAGGAAGCUUCAAAAUCCACCGAGCGUGGCCUAAUGAUUGACAAAAUGAUGGGACGUGGUGAGCCGAUACCAGUGGAGCUACUCCUGGAGUUGAUAAAGGAAAAAAUGAUGUUCUCCCUGAAUUACACGAGCGGCUUCAUUCUGGACGGCUAUCCCCGUGAAAAAUCCCAAGCGAAGCUCUUUGAAAAGGCUAUUCGUACCCCAGACGUAGUAAUCUACUUAAAGGCUGAUGAACGUCUUCUAAGGGAACGACUUUUAGGUCGGGCGAUUACGUCAGGACGGAAGGACGACAACGAAGAGACAAUUGGGAAUCGAAUAAAAUUAUUUGCCCGGAAGAAUCGAGGGAUUCUUAAAUAUUACCGAAAGGCUUUUGUCACUAUUAAUGCUGAACAAGACAUGGAAACCGUUUUCAAUGAACUCUCAGCAGUCGUUGAUAAUAAUGCAGGUACAUCUCAAUUCAAUCGGAUCGAAUAAUUGUUCUCUUUCAAUCGCUCCUCUCCAGAAAUUUAUGCCGAUUGCCUUAUGUAACUUAAAUCGCAUAUAGAAUAUUUUUCAAUUAACAUUCUGCACUGCUCUUCACGAGAACGCAACGGCACAACGAUAUCUCAAUUUCUACGAUCUCCAAGAGUUUUCUGAGUUGAUAAUAAAAUUGUCAAUAAAAAUU